This is a messenger RNA of Kluyveromyces marxianus DMKU3-1042, 2418 nucleotides long. RefSeq names its product serine/threonine/tyrosine protein kinase MPS1 (gene MPS1). The transcript has a single exon. Bases 1 to 2418 code for a protein of 805 amino acids. Gene Ontology annotation, molecular function: ATP binding; protein serine/threonine kinase activity; protein serine/threonine/tyrosine kinase activity. The record is from RefSeq and is a predicted model, not a curated record. Gene Ontology annotation, cellular component: kinetochore; spindle; nucleus. NCBI's taxonomy places the organism in Eukaryota, Fungi, Ascomycota, Saccharomycetes, Saccharomycetales, Saccharomycetaceae. Gene Ontology annotation, biological process: mitotic spindle assembly checkpoint signaling; peptidyl-serine phosphorylation; meiotic spindle assembly checkpoint signaling.
AUGUUUGAUUCAGAGGCUAUAGUACAGCCUAACAAAUCGUCUUUUCAAACUUCAGACUUACAAUAUGAUGAGAGCCGAUAUGAGGAUGCAAAAACUGGAUUAGAAGAAGCUACAAAUUCAAAUUAUUUGUCGCUUCAUGGUCCAUUACAUCAGCGUAAUAGCACACAUGGCUAUAAUAAUCAUACAGAGGAGCAUUCCCAAUCCACAGUAUUCACGAUGGUACACCAUAAACAAUACCAACCCAGCAUGACCACUAUGAAUACAAAUGUUAAGAAUAUCGAUAAUAAUUUGUCUAGUUCGAAUAAUACUAGGGAAAACAACCAAAAUAAUAAGGCUUCAUCCAGAUACAAAGAAGAGCACAGCCAAACAUCGAAUAAGUUCAAAAUACUGCAGCAUAAUAUGAAAGAAGAAUUACAUAAUACAAGCGCUUCGAAGUCAUCAAAUAAGCGUAAUAGGCGGUUUAUAACAUCUAGACUGUCAUCUUUAGGACCUGCAAAGCGUAAUCUUUCUACAUGCUUUAACACUGACUCCCCUGGCGGUUCGCGAAUUGAAAACAGUGAAAUUAAUAGCAGUACAGUAAACGAGGAGUCUAACUUAUCACAAUUAGAUAAUGAAAACUCUCAUUUGUCUAGUUCAUCUGCUACAGGGUACAAACAUCGUGAGCAUAAUAUAUUCUUGGAAGCACAUAAACGAAAUUCAACCCCAACAUAUGAUGAAAACAAAGAUCCUUCGCUUCCUCAACAGCCCAUUAUGAAUUAUAAUAACAUUGAUUUCGGGGAUCUAAAUCCAUAUCAGUACUUGAAACAGCAUAACCUACCUAGCGGAGAGCUACCUUUCAUAUCAAAGGUUUACUUCGAAAGGCAAAAAGAAGAGAAUAGAAAAACGGUGUUGAGGAAGGCAUCUUCUGGAACGCAGGCGUUAAAGAGAGAGUUUACCACCCAAAACAUGAGGUCUCAGACUGCAAGACAGCCUAGAAGAAAACCAAAUCUGACAGUUGAUAGGAGUGUAUCGUAUGAUCCACUUUCGUCUCCUUUGCUAAAUACUAAUAAAGAAGUGUUCCAAGAACAUGAUAUCAACAACCUUCCGAAUAAGCGAGAGGCGCUGAAACCGCUUGAUGUCAACGGCCCUUCUAGUAGUCAGGAAUCGAAGCGGACAAAAUAUAAUACUCAAUUUUCUUCACAAGAGCACCAUGAACCAUUUUUCUCUCAUAGAAAGGCACCCUCACCUCAAGAAUCAGCUUCAAAUAAGAAGAAAGUAGAUCUAAGAGAACCUCCAAAAUCAACCGUAGAAGUCGUGCCAUUAAAACCCGAAAGUAAUAAUGUCAGUGUCUUCAGUGAUAAUGCUAGAAGAGAUCACUUAAAUCGGAAUAAUGAUAGCAACCGUGAUGAUUAUAGUUCAAGAAAAAAGCCAAUGUACGUAGUCCCAACCAUAACGGUGAAUGGCACUUCGUAUGAAAAAGUCGAAUUACUAGGUAAGGGUGGAUCAGGUAAGGUUUACAAGGUUAAAUCUUCUGAUCAUAAAGUAUAUGCAUUGAAACGGGUUUCAUUUGAUGAGUUUGACGAAACAAGUAUAGAGGGUUUUAAGGGAGAAAUUGAACUCUUGAAGAUGUUAGAAAAUGAGCAACGUGUCGUACGGUUAAUUGAUUAUCAAAUGGGUCAAGGUGUUUUAUUUUUGUUGAUGGAAUGUGGGGAACAUGACUUAUCCCAAGUACUAACACAAAGGUCUAAAGAACCUUUUGAUAUGGAAUUUGUUAGAUAUCACUUCCAAGAGAUGAUGAAAUGUGUAAAAGUUGUACAUGAUGCAGAUAUUGUUCAUUCUGAUUUGAAACCAGCGAACUUCGUCUUUGUCAAGGGAAUGCUAAAAAUAAUUGAUUUCGGUAUAGCUAAUGCCGUUCCAGAUCACACUGUAAACAUCUAUCGUGAUAAUCAGAUUGGGACACCAAAUUACAUGGCACCAGAAACAUUAGUAGCUAUGAAUUUCACAAAGAAUGAUAGUGAGCAAGCUAAAUGGAAGGUAGGGAAACCGUCAGAUAUUUGGUCCUGUGGAUGCAUUCUCUAUCAAAUGGUUUACGGAAAACCACCAUAUGGAUCGUUCCAAGGUAAUAAUAGGCUUUAUGCUAUCAUGAGUCCAGAUGUCAAGAUACCAUAUCCAGAGAAGGACUCAUAUGGAGCAGUGAUACCAAGAACUGUAAUUGAGACGAUAAAAUCAUGCCUUGAACGAAACCCAAUAUCUCGUGUAACAGUUGACCAACUGUUAUCAGGUGCAUUAAUAAACCCUGUCACUGUUACGAAGUUCUUCAUUCACGACUUAAUAAAAAACGCUGUCAACUAUGGGUGCGACCAAAAACAUGUUAAUAAUGAUCGGGUAGAAGAAUUAUCAGAAGAUGUUUGGAACAAAUUAGCUGAAUUUAAGUUAUAG